This is a messenger RNA of Meleagris gallopavo (turkey), 1480 nucleotides long. RefSeq lists its product as uncharacterized. NCBI's taxonomy places the organism in Eukaryota, Metazoa, Chordata, Aves, Galliformes, Phasianidae. The record is from RefSeq and is a predicted model, not a curated record.
GGACCUGAACAACACGGUGGUGGCGGCGGACGCGGUAUCGGGGCUGGGCCCGCGGGAGGCGCUGAACAUCUUCCUCAGCACCGCCACCUGGGGCCGGGAGGGGGCUGACGGUGAAUGGCAGUGGAUGAGUGACCGCCCCUCGCUCCGAGCCCCCUGCCCCGGAGCCGUCAGCUACUACUGUCGAUAUGGCCGUGACCAGGCCUUCACCGAAUCCGGCCCCGGCCAGUGCUUCAGCAGCCUCCACGUGCAGCACCUGCGGCUGCUGGAGUGGCCGGGUGAGCCCCACCAGGAGCUCUCCGUGCAGGAUGGGCACGGCAAGUGCUACCACUUCAUCCUGCCCUCCUUCUUCCGCCUGCUGGACGCCCUGCACCGGGAUGGCAGGGAUUUCACUAUUAUCUUUAGGACCUUUGGUACCGACUUGCCCCGCACGCUGUUGGCCCUGCGCUCGGCCCUGGCUGGGCAGCACCCCCAGUUCCCUGCCCUGCGGGACCUGGCGCUCCCUGUGGUCCUCACUCCUGGCCAAAUACGCUGCAGUAAGCGAGAGGUUGUGCUGAAAAGAGGAGCAGAACGACUCACCACCAGGGAGGAUGGAAGAAAGCUGUACGAUUACUUCAGCUCUUUGGAGGGAAUUGGAGGCUUCCAAGACCACUUUGACUGGUGGGCCAGAAAUCAGUUCUCUUCCCAGGGUGGGAAGCCCUUGUGGAUAGACCCCCACGAUCCCAGCAUUCACCACAUCUUCAUUGACGACAACAUCCGGCUGGAUGAUGCAGACACUAUUGUCCACCCUCAGGUGUUUUCAGAGCGAGGCAGCAGCAGCCCCAGGUGUGCUCCUACCUCGGAGCUGUAUGAUGUUUGCCUGGUGCAGACCGACCUCCUGGAGGCCAUCGCCAAUGAGGACUAUUUCCUCCACUGCGUGAGGAGGUGUGAGGAGAACUAUGAUAGUUACCUGGCCCGCAUGGAGAGUGGCUCCCUGAGCCAGCAGAGUGAUGGACAGUGAUACCACUGGGCAGGCUGGGCUGGGGCCAAGGCGCUCAGAACGAGGAUAUCUCCCUGCUUCCUUCCUGCUGUACAAAAAGUCCUGGGUGGGUGGGUUUUACUCUGAGGUGUCACCUCUCCAGCAUGCGAUGUGCCCACCCUGUCCCACCGAGAACCGCCAGGCCCAAACACAACUGUCCUGGGAGCUUGUGUGAUGGCAUCCCUUAAGGAAAUUGCUUUCCUUUCCUCAGCAGCAGCGUAGGGAGCUGGAGCCCCUCAGCAGACAGAGCUGUGCCUUGUGCCUGCUCCUGCCCUGGGACUGAGGCUCUCUGUGCCCUCUGCUCCUGCAGCUACACGCAGCCAUGCCAGUGUUUGUCUCCAUUCCCACUCCCACAUCCCACAGAGGCAGCCGGCCUAGCACUGGCACCACGGAUACGGUGUGCUCCCUAGCAGAGCUGGUUCCAUGCCACUUCCGCCUGGUUUUAAAGCGAAUCUUUCUACCUUC